AUGCUCCCCUACCUUUUUCCCGAGCUAUACUCCUUCGCCAUAGUAGACGACCUCAUCACCCACCUCCGUGCUAUGGACGCUCGCUACCGUGCCGCCCUCCCAGACGAGUUUCUCCCCAAGAACGAGCCCCCGAUUUACAUCACUCUCUACUUUAUAGUCACUCGCCUCCCUGACUCUCUUAGUGUUUUCAGGGACACUCUUCUCGCCCUUCGCCCGACAGACCUCACUAUCGACCUGCUCAAGAAGAACCUCCGUGAAACUGAGACCAACAUAGUGGUUGUAGGUGCUACUCGUGGCACUCCUCGCACGCCCUUCUUUGAGGGGUGCUCCCCCUCCCCCCUUGCCCCCUCUGCUGCUUCUGCUGCUGCUGACGACUUCCUUGGUGCUAAGGAGGUCGGUGUUGCUUCUGCUCCUAGUGGGAAGCGCCGCAGCGGCAAGGGCAAGGGAGGCAAGAGUGGUGGGAGUGGUGGCGGGGGGGGUGGUGGUGGAGGCGGUGGCGGCGGUGGAGGUGGCGGAGGUGGCGGUGGGAGUGGUGGAGGGAGUGGGGGCGUCGGUGGCGGAGGUGGUGGCAGCGGUGGGGUUGGUAGUGGUGAUGGUCGUGGCGGCAGUGGGAGUGGUGGCAGCGGUGGUUGCGGUGGAGGGAGUGGUGGCGGUGGCGGUGGUGGUGGUCGGACUGGAGCUGUUCAGCAGCAGCAGCACCAGCGUCCGCAUGACCGUGCUGGUCAGACGUGCGGGAAGUUUCACACCCAGCACCGCUGUUUCUCCCGCCUAGACGACGCUUGGCGUGCAGAGUUUGGCGAGGAGAUGGAACUUCCCCGCUGGGCAGAUCUGCUUAAAUCUGGAGUUGAUAUCUUUGCUCUUGACUUUGAUGCUAUCAUUGCUAGCAUGUAUGCAUUGACUGUUAGUGCUGAGGGUGACUGUUACUUGUGUGUGCCGCUUGACCCAGGUAUAGAGGCUGCUGCCCUAGGUGCUAGUGAGUUUGCUCUCUCUGGUACUGCGCCUGCUGAGGCCUUGCACACCUUCACGCUCGACUCAGGUGCCUCUCACUGUUUCUUUCGCGACAGUACCACAGUCACACCACUCACUAGACCCGUUGCAGUUUCCCUGGCUGACCCCUCUGGGGGCCCGGUUCUUGCACGUUCCUCCACUGUGCUCCCGUGUCCGGCGGUUCCGUCCGGCUCACUGUCAGGUCUCCACCUCCCCUCGUUCUCGACGAACUUGGUGACUAACGCAGUCCUUCAGGAUGCGGGGGUUGAUACCUUCACCCCUGGAUUGCAGCGUGUGGCGAUCUCCCACGUCUGUGGAUUGGGCCGCGAGCGAUACUUUCUGCUGGUUGUCGACGACUACUCGCGUUACACCAUGGUCUUCCCCUUGCGCAGCAAGGGGGAGGUCCCUGAUGUCUUGAUCCUUUGGAUCCGAGCUGUCCGUCUCCGACUGCGCGAGCGGUUCCGCACGGACCUCCCUGUCCUGCGUCUACACUCUGACAGAGGUGGUGAGUUCUCCUCCGACCUCUUGAGGGACUUUUGUCAGGGGGAGGGCAUCCUCCAGUCGUUCACGCUUCCGGCCUCCCCGCAGCAAAAUGGGAUUGCUGAGCGCCGCAUUGGCUUAGUCAUGGAGGUCGCUCGUACCUCCAUGAUCCACGCGGCUGCUCCCCAUUUUCUGUGGCCAUUUGCGGUCCGGUACGCCGCGCAUCAGCUCAACCUCUGGCCCCGUGUCUCCUUGCCGGAGACCUCGCCUACACUGCAUUGGACGGGGGAGGUUGGCGAUGCGUCGGUGUUCCGGGUCUGGGGUUCUCGUGCCCUCGUCCUCGAUACCUCCGCGGACAAGCUCUCCUCUCGCGCCAUUCCCUACGUCUUCCUUGGCUUUCCCCCUGACGCGCCUGGCUGGCAGUUUUACCACCCCACCUCGCGCCGUGUCUUCCCCUCUCAGGACGUCACGUUUGACGAGUCGGUCCCCUUUUACCGUCUCUUCCCCUACCGCACUGCUCCUCUCCCCCCCCCCCCCCCCCCGCCGCUCUUCCUCGCUCCAGGUGCUGCUGGGGGUGGUCCUGCUCGGGGUGCUGCGACUGGGCGUGCUGGGACUGGGGGUGUGGGGUCUGGGGAUUCUACGCCCGAGUGUGUGGGGCCUGGGGGUGCUGAGCCUAGGAGUGCUGGGCCUGGGGGUGCUGCUUUUGGGGGUGCUGAGCCUGGGGGUGCUGAGCCUAGGGGUGCUGAGCCUAGGGGUGCUGCUUCUGGGGGUGAUGAGCCUGGUGGUGCUGACCCUAGGAGUGCUGAGCCUGGUGGUGCUUCCGCACCCGCCUUCGGAGAGGAGCUGGGGCUGGAGGUACUUGCACUGGAGGCGCUGUCGCUGUCGCUACUGGAGCUGGAGGCGCUAGAGCUGGAGGUGCUGGCGCUGGAGGUGCUGGAGCUAGUGGCGCGGGAGCUGGAGGCGCUGGAGCGGGAGACACUGGCGCUAGAGGAGCUGGUGUUGGAGGUACUGGUGCUGGAGGCGCUGGCGCUAUCGAUACAGGAGCUGGAGGCGCUCGAAUUGGAGGUGCUAGCGCUGGAGGUGCUAGAGCUAGUGGUGCAGGAGUUGGAGGCGCUGGAGCUGGAGACACUGGCGCUAGAGGAGCUGGUGCUGGAGGUACUGGUGCUGGAGCCGCUGGCGCUGGAGCUACUAGAGCUGGAGGUUUUGGAGCUGGAGGUGCUGGAGCUGGAGGCCCUGUGCAGCAGCGACCGUUUUUCUUGCCGCCGCCGCAGCUGUCUGAGCUUCCACCAGAGUCGCCUCCCCUGUCCGUCGUGCUCGUCGUGUCCCGCGUCCGCGUCCUCCUCCUGUGCCAGGUACUAA
Messenger RNA from Closterium sp. Yama58-4, 2826 nucleotides. Lineage: Eukaryota; Viridiplantae; Streptophyta; Zygnematophyceae; Desmidiales; Closteriaceae. The record is from the annotation of a GenBank genome assembly.